Acanthisitta chloris (rifleman) is the source of this 1247-nucleotide messenger RNA. It is a transcript of the gene NEMP2, whose product is annotated as transmembrane protein 194B. The record is from RefSeq and is a predicted model, not a curated record. Gene Ontology annotation, cellular component: nuclear envelope. The annotation marks the transcript as partial. The transcript is spliced from 8 exons. NCBI's taxonomy places the organism in Eukaryota, Metazoa, Chordata, Aves, Passeriformes, Acanthisittidae.
GUAGAAACUGUAGCUUAUUACAGGAAAUGGAUGUCAUCCAGAAACAGGAUGAAGACUGUUACUGCUAUAUUCAAAACAGAACCUUUCACUUACAGUACCUUUGGUCAACUCUUCAGGUAAAAGUUAACAGCAGAGAAAAGUUCAGGUUUGAGCCCCUUUCAGAAAAAAGGAACUGUCAGAAUUCAGAAACUGUGUUUGAGUUUGCUGCAUGUGCUGUUCAAAUCCUCUGGAAGCCAGAGACAUGUACAGAAACUUCAGUGAGCAUAAAACAAUAUGGAGAGGAUAUAUGUUUCAAAAUACAAACCUUCAAAACUGAACCAUACACUGUGAGGGUGAAACGAGAAAUGCUAGAUGGAAAGCUCUUGUUUUUGUUUGUAGCUGGAAUUUUUCUGUUUCAUUUUGCAAACAGCCUGAGCAGGAGUGCCAAGUUCUUUUACCUUUCUGGAGUAAUUCUGAGUGUUAUUGCACUGCUAGUCUUUGUCCUGUUGACACUUAAAAGGUUUAUUCCAAGGCACAGUACCUUCUGGAUCUUAAUGAGUGGCUGCUGCAUGGCCUCUUUCUAUUUGAUUUACUGCUUCAAAGAGAAUAUGCAGUGGUUGUGGUCUGAACACAGAAACUACCUGUUGGGGUAUUUCCUGUCUGUUGGGAUUACCAGCUUUGCCACUUGCUAUCAGCAUGGGCCACUUACCACUGAACUCAGCAUAACCUUGUUCACGUGGAUGCUACAAUUAACAGCCUUUGUCUUGAUUUACUGUGGUGUCACCAUACCUCAAGUUGCAUAUGCAGUGAUAGCAGUCAGUCUCUGCUCCAAAGGCCUGUGUUACCCCCUUGGUGCUGCUUGUCUCAUUGGCAGAAAAAUGAAGAAUCACUUUAAAUUCAAAAAGGUAGAGUUUAAAUACCUUACUGAAGAGGAGUAUCGAGAACAAGGUGAAACUGAAACUGUGAGAGCCCUGGAGGAGCUGCGCUCCUUCUGCAGGAGCCCUGACUUCCCAUCAUGGAUAACUGUAUCCAAACUGCAGUCCCCACACAGGUUUGCAAGCUUUGUUCUGGGAACUCCCCAUAUCUCAUCUGCAGAAACAAAGGCACACGAUGAGGAAUAUGGCAUUGGGAGCUCCUUCCUGGAAGAGCAGCUCUUCGAGACAGGAGCACAGUCUGAGCAAGAUGAUGUAGCCAAUGACGAGGAGGAGGAGGAUGAAGAUGAAACACAUACACACAUUCCUUUCCCAUAUGCUGCUGAGUUGCUCUGA